Molecule: messenger RNA, 1302 nt
Organism: Oryza sativa Japonica Group (Japanese rice)
Lineage: Eukaryota; Viridiplantae; Streptophyta; Magnoliopsida; Poales; Poaceae
Source: RefSeq, a predicted model, not a curated record
AUCCGCUGAGAGAUACUCCUAUACUCGUAUAUCGUCGAUCAUCUGAUGCUCCUCUCUGCUGCUGCUCACCGACGACGUACGGUUCUGUACCAACGUACAUCACGUAUAUGGCCGGGAGGGAGUGGGCAGGUGAGCGCGAGAUCGAGCGCGAUCCCUGUCCCGAUUCGACGAAUCGGCCGGCCCUGCCUUACACCUGAUACAGCGAUACGCCUCGAUCGUGUAGUAUUGAUUCAUCUUCUCCUUCCGCUAUAUAUAUAUAUGCACACAGUUUCCGUUGCUAGGAAAUCAAUCACUUGGUCCAUAUAUCACAGCUACGUGUGAUCGAUUCAUCCCUUGUUGAAUACUUGUUGUUAACGUUGUUGAUCGAUGGAGAUGAGGGUGCCGGCGGCGGUGACGGGAGGGUGCGGAUGCGGUGUCGACGGCGGCGGAGGUUGCUGCCGCGGUGGUGGCAAGCUCGCCGACUGGGAGGAGGGGAAGGAUGAUGAGAUGAAGAGUGUCGUCGUCAAGGGCUGGACGAGGAUGGCGCAAGUGGUGCCGCUGCACGACAACGCAUCGGCAGAGGACGACGACGACGACGAAGAAGACGAUGACGAAGAUGAUGAUGAUGAUGACGACGAGGACGAUGAGGAGGAGGCGGCGCCGCCGUACGUGAUGGCCGUCGAUGACAGCUCCGUCGACCGCGCCGUCAUCACGGCGCUGCUCCGGCGAUCCAAGUACCGCGUCACUGCCGUAGACAGUGGGAAAAGGGCGCUGGAGAUAUUGGGCUCGGAACCUAAUGUGAGCAUGAUCAUCACGGACUACUGGAUGCCGGAGAUGACCGGGUACGACCUGCUCAAGAAGAUCAAGGAAUCGUCUGAGCUGAAGCAGAUCCCGGUGGUGAUAAUGUCGUCAGAGAACGUGCCCACAAGGAUCAGCAGAAAGAUGCUGUGUUUUUUUUCUCUAUUGGUUUCAGAUGCUUGGAAGAAGGCGCGGAGGACUUCCUGCUCAAGCCCGUCCGACCGGCGGACAUCUCCCGCAUAACCAGCCGGAUGCUGCAGUGAACUCGACUGACCGGCGUCCGCCGCCGUGUUCGCCGGAGGCGAUCUCCGGUGUCGACGGUGGCCAUUUUCUCCGUGAUGCAUUGUAGAUGUAGAUGAUCUUGUAGAUGUAGUAAAUGCUAGGCGAUGAAAUGUACUAGUAGACCGACAAGAUCUUACUUAUGAUGGUCUCUUCGGUUUGAUCUGAUGUUUUGAGUGAUCUGUUUUCUUGUAGCUGUAGCUUGUAGGCAGCUUGUGGCAAGCUAAUGACAUGUGUAUUUGUCGA